This is a messenger RNA of Colletotrichum orchidophilum, 813 nucleotides long. RefSeq names its product serine hydrolase. The record is from RefSeq and is a predicted model, not a curated record. The coding region runs from base 1 to 813 and encodes 270 amino acids. The transcript is spliced from 2 exons. NCBI's taxonomy places the organism in Eukaryota, Fungi, Ascomycota, Sordariomycetes, Glomerellales, Glomerellaceae. Gene Ontology annotation, cellular component: nucleus; cytoplasm.
AUGUCUACGGCAGUCGGCUCAGCCCCAAAUGGCUCAGCAGCGAAGAAGCCUGCAGGUAACGGCAAGAAGGAGAUCAAAAUUCUUAUGCUCCAUGGUUACACCCAAUCCGGGCCCCUCUUCCGCUCAAAAACCCGUGCUCUAGAGAAACUCAUCGCCAAAUCUCUGGGCCCUUUCAACCUCACCCCGACCCUCUUCUACCCAACAGGCCCGUUACAGCUCUCUCCGCGCGACAUCCCGGGCUUUGUCCCCGACGAGUCCUCCAACGGCGAGGACCAGGAGAUCGACGCCUGGGCCUGGUGGCGCAAGAAUGAGUCCUCGGGCUCCUACCGCUUCCUGGACCAGGGCAUCUCGACCGUCGCUGACGCGGUCCGCGAGGCCGGCGGCGUCGACGGCGUGCUGGGCUUCAGCCAGGGCGGUGCCUUUGCCGCGCUCCUGACGGCGAUCCUGGAGACGCCGUACCGCGAUGAGAAGAUCCCAGAGGACCUAAAGGCCCCUGCGCAGGCGUUGAGAGAAGCCAACGGCGGUCGGCCGUUCAAGUUUGCCGCCAUCUACUCUGGCUUCUUUGCGCCGCCCGAGGAGCUGCAGUGGGCGUACGAGCCCAAGAUCAAGACGCCUACGCUGCACUUCCUUGGCAGCUUGGACACUGUGGUCGAGGAAUCAAGGAGUCAGGGGCUUGUGGACCGGUGCGAGGAGCCGCUGGUCGUUGUCCAUCCCGGUGGGCAUUACGUGCCCAUCACCAAGGAAUGGGCCAUGCCGCUCAUCGGCUUCAUCAAGAAGAUUGCAGACGAGGACGCAGCAAAGAGCAACAUUUAG